AUGUAUACAAAUUCAUCCAUAUAUACAUUUUAAUUUGUCAUGAAUACAUCCAUUUCUUAACCUUAAUUUUUCUUAAGUAUUAAAAUAUAUAAUUAAAAAUAUUUAUAGAAUUAAUUUCUAUAAACAAAAUUAUUUAUAAAUUUAAAAAUGAAUCAUACGGACAUUGAAUUAAUGAACGACGUUAUAUUAGAAGAAAAACAAGUAAAAAGAAAUAAUACGAAUAUCUCAGCAAAAAAUAAAAAUAAAAAUAAUAAUCCACAUAUUUCAAGCAAACUUAAAGUAGAAUUACAAACCUUAAGAAUAUCAGAAGAAUCUGAACAACAAUUAUAUAAUACUUUAAAACAUAUUUAUGGUUCUAGUUUUAAACUUUCUGAUGCAUCAGAAUUUGAAAAUAAAAGAUCCAAUUUAGGCAAACAAUAUUGGAUGGAAAGGGGAAAUUUAAUUAUCAAAGGAAUAGUUGACUAUUCUUCUAAAAAUAAUAAACCUAAAAGUGAAGAACAAAUUAGUAGACAAUUUGCAACAUCUAAACUUAAAAGUUAUGGUUUUCAUCAUUCACAUUGCAUGGAAGCAUUAAUACAUACAGAAGGUGAUGUAGGAAAAGCUUUGGAACUAUUAUUUUAUAAAUAUUAUGAAUUGGAAAAUAUAACAAGAAAUAAGAUACCUGAUGAUAUUAAGACAAUAGAAUUAUUAGAAAAAAGAAAUGAAGAAAGAGAAGCACUUGAAUCUAUUUAUGGGAACAUGUUUACUGAAAAAAUAAAAAAUCAAAUUUGGAUUGUACAAGUUAAAUUGGAUUAUGUAAGAAAUGAUGAAAUAGAAGAAGAGAUUGAAAGAAUUAAACAAAAACAAAAGAAAGAAAAGGAAAGAGAAAUUUGCAGAUUAUUUAUUCAUAAAAAAUGUAGAUUCGGAAAUAAAUGUAGAUUUUUACACCAACAACCACAAAUAAUAAAAAUGCCUGAAAGAGAAGAUCCAUAUUUUACUUUAGAAAUAAGAUUUCCUGAAGGUUGUAAAUAUCCUUAUGAACCACCUUAUUUUUAUUUUUAUAAAAAUGAUGGUACAUUUCCAAGUAUAAAUUGUUUAAGAAUAGGAAGAAGAUUGUAUGAUGAAGCAUUACUAAUAUCUGCAGAUGGAACACCUUCUAUUUUUUCAAUAAUAUCUCUUUUGGAAAAUGAAUAUGAUAUAAAAGAAUAUUUAGAAGAAAAUAAAAAACAAUUUAUAGAUCAAAAUGAAUUAUUAUUUCAAAAACAAUCAGAAACUGAAGAUGAAACAAAUAUAGCUACACAUUAUGAAUUAGGAUCUAUUCAUAGAAAAAAUAGAAAUAAUGUUAGUUGGGAAGAAAUAUUAAAAGAAGAUAAUCUAAUUGAAAAAAAUUUCAAAGAGAAACAAACAAAUUCUAGAUAUAAAAAAAUGAAAGAAAUUAGAGAAACGCUGCCUGCAUGGACAAAAAUGGAUGAAAUUUUAGAAUUAAUACAUAAAAAUCAAGUUACUAUAAUUUCAGGUGAAACAGGAUGUGGCAAAAGUACACAAGUACCACAAUUUUUAUUAGAUGAUUGGAUUUGUAAUAGAUCUAAGUCUAAAGAACAUGUUAAUAUAAUAUGUACACAACCUCGAAGAAUAAGUGCAGUAGGAGUAGCAGAAAGAGUUGCAACAGAAAGAAAUGAAUGUAUAGGUGAUAUAGUAGGAUAUCAAAUACGAUUAGAAAGUAAAAUUUCUAAUAGAACUAGAUUAACAUUUUGUACAACUGGGAUUUUAUUGCAAAGAUUUUCUAUGAAUCCAGAAUUAACAGAUGUUACACAUAUUAUUGUAGAUGAAGUUCAUGAAAGAAGUGCAGAAAGUGACUUCUUAUUGAUGCUCUUAAAAGAGUUAUUGCAUAAAAGAUCAAAUUUGAAAAUAAUACUUAUGAGUGCAACACUUAAAAGUGAGGUAUUUUCCUCAUAUUUUAAAGGAGCUCCUGUUUUAUGCAUUCCAGGAAAAACAUUUCCUGUAGAACGAAUUUUUUUAGAAGAUAUAUUUGAGAGAACAAAUUAUGUUCUUGAAGAAAAUUCGAGAUUUACACGAAAAAUUAAAGGUGGUUGGAUGCAAUUACAAAUUGAUUUAGAAACUGCAGAGAUUGAAGGUCUUUCUGCUCCUAUACCUAAGGAAUCUAUUGAAGAUGAAAAUUUAUCACUAACGCAACUUGUCAGUAGAUAUCAGGCUUAUAAUAAGCAAACUCAUAAAAAUUUAUAUGUUGUAGAUUAUGAUAAAAUUAAUUUUGAACUUAUAGAGACAAUAUUAGAAUGGAUUACUUUUGGUGAACACAAUUAUCCUAAAACAGGCUCCAUUUUAAUAUUUUUACCUGGAUUUGCUGAAAUUAUUGCACUAAAAGAUCGAUUGAAUGACAAUAAAUUUCUCUCACCAAAGACUGGAAAAUUUAUUAUUGUACCAUUACAUUCAUCUUUAUCAAAUGAAGAACAAAACUUAGUUUUUAAGAAAAGUAAAAACGUCAGAAAAAUUGUAUUAAGCACAAAUUUAGCUGAAACUUCCAUCACUAUUGAUGAUUGUGUUUUUGUAAUUGAUAGUGGCAAAAUGAAAGAAACUAGAUUUAAUUCAAAUCAAAACAUGGAAAGUUUAGAAACAUGUUGGGUAUCACGUGCAAAUGCAUUACAAAGAAAAGGUCGUGCUGGACGUGUAAUGUCUGGAAUAUGUAUUCAUUUAUAUACUUCAUACAAAUUUAAAUAUCAUUUCACAGCACAACCAGUACCUGAAAUAUUACGAAUUCCUUUAGAACCAUUGUUAUUACGUAUACAACUUUUACAUAUAGGAAAAAAGAUUGAUUUACAUAAAAUUUUAAGUAAAAUGCUAGAACCACCAACAGAAGAAAAUAUUAAUAGUGCAAUUAAACGUUUACAAGAUGUUGGAGCAUUUAAUUCCGAAUGUACAUUAACACCAUUAGGCCAUCAUCUUGCAACACUGCCUGUAAAUGUACGAAUUGGAAAAUUAAUAUUGUUUGGAGCAAUCUUUUGCUGUCUUGAUUCUGCACUCACCAUUGCAGCUUGUUUAUCUCAUAAAAAUCCGUUUACUAUUCCUUUCGAAAAAAGACACGAAAUUGAUGCAAAAAAAGAAUUUUUUACUGCUAAUUCUGAUCAAUUAACUAUUCUCAAAGCAUAUAAGAAAUGGUUAGAAGCAUAUACACGCAACAGUAAUGCAGGUCAAGCUUUUGCAAAUGAAAACUAUCUAUCUAUGCGUACACUAUGUACUUUGGCAGAUAUAAAAUAUCAAUUAUUAGAAUUAUUGGUUUCAAUUGGAUUUGUUCCUAUUAAUUUGCCCAAACGACAACCAAAUGUUGAUAAGAUUGUAGAAAUUACUGGAUUUGAACUUAAUAUCAAUAAUGACAAUUAUAAACUUCUCCAAGGUUUACUCUGUGCAGCUUUAUAUCCUAAUGUGGUAAAAGUUUUUACACCAGAAAAAUCUUUUCAAAUUCAAUCUGCUGGAGCAGUUCCAAUACAACCGAAACCCGAGGAAUUAAGAUUCCAAACUAAAAAUGAUGGUUUUGUCAGUAUCCAUCCAUCCUCUGUCAACUUUCAUGUUGGCUAUUUUCCUAGUCCAUAUUUAGUAUUUCAGGAAAAAGUUAAAACAAGUAAAAUAUUUAUUAAAGAAGUAUCAAUGGUACCAAUUUUACCAUUAAUUUUAUUUUCUGAUUAUGAAUUAAAAAUAGAAUUACAUAAUGGAAUAUUUAUUGUAUCAUUAGAAGAUGAUUGGAUUUUAUUUAGUGUUGAAUCUCAUAGGGUGGCACAACUUUUACAAAGAAUGAGAAUGGAAUUAGUCGAAUUAUUGGAACAAAAAAUGAAGGAGCCUCUUUUAAAUCUUUUGAAUCAUCAAAAUGGGAAAAAAAUUAUUCAAACAAUUGUAAAUGUAGUCACCAGAGAAUAAAAUAUAAUAAUAUAUUAUACAUUUUUUAAAUAUUAA
Messenger RNA from Apis florea (little honeybee), 3942 nucleotides. Its product is annotated as putative ATP-dependent RNA helicase DHX57. Gene Ontology annotation, molecular function: protein binding; metal ion binding; ATP binding. NCBI's taxonomy places the organism in Eukaryota, Metazoa, Arthropoda, Insecta, Hymenoptera, Apidae. The record is from RefSeq and is a predicted model, not a curated record. Gene Ontology annotation, cellular component: intracellular anatomical structure.